GAUGACGUCAGAGCCCGCGCUCGCAGUUUCAGCGACAGGGGCAGGAAGUUAAGCGAGGAGUGGGGGUCUCAGUGUGGGCGGUCAGGGUGCAGCCGAACGGAGCAAGGUCUGGCCUCCAGGUAAUAAUUUCAAGAUGCCAGGGCGUUCCGGUUCCAGUUCAGGUUCAACUGGUUUUAUAUCCUUCAGUGGUGUAGAAUCUGCUCUCUCCUCCUUGAAGAACUUCCAAUCCUACAUUAGUUCUGGAAUGGAAACAGCUUCUAAUGUUGCUUUGGACCUUGUGGAAACUCAGACUGAAGUGAGUAGUGAAUACAGUAUGGACAAGGCAAUGGUCGAAUUUGCUAUAAUGGAUCGAGAACUAAACCAUUAUGUAAAGGCUGUUCAGUCUGCGAUAAAUCAUGUAAAAGAAGAACGUCCAGAAAAAAUACCAGAUCUAAAAUUGUUAGUGCAGAAGAAAUUUUUGGCUCUACAGGAUAAGAAUUCUGAUGCAGACUUUCAAAAUAAUGAAAAAUUUGUACAAUUUAAACAACAGCUGAGAGAACUGAAGAAGCAAUACGGUCUGCAAGCAGACAGAGAGGCUGAUGGAACAGAAGGAGUUGAUGAAGACAUGAUUGUGACCCAAAGUCAGACCAACUUCAUCUGCCCCAUUACACAGAUGGAAAUGAAGAAGCCAGUGAAAAGUAAAGUGUGUGGCCACACCUAUGAAGAGGAAGCCAUUGUUCGCAUGAUUGAGUCCAAGCACAGGCGGAAGAAAAAGGCCUGUUGCCCUAAAAUCGGCUGUAGCCACACGGUGAAGAUGUCUGAUCUCAUCCUGGAUGAAGCCCUGAGAAGGGCAAUCGAGAACCACAACAAGAAAAAGCAGCGGCACUCAGAGUAGGAAAGCCUGCCCGCCUGCAGGGCGCCGCAGCCUACCUCCAGCCAGCCUUCUGAGCGAGCCCUGCCUGCCGGAGCACUUCCCACUGCUGCACGCACACUUCGUGUAGGUUCAAGCCUGAAGGUUUUAGUGUAACUCAAAGCAUUUUUCUAUGUUAAAAUAAAAAUUCAAACAUAUUAAAUUGUUUAUUUUUGUGUUCUAUAAUUUUAAAUAAAACUUUGAU
This is a messenger RNA of Equus quagga, 1094 nucleotides long. RefSeq names its product NSE2 (MMS21) homolog, SMC5-SMC6 complex SUMO ligase (gene NSMCE2). The transcript is spliced from 7 exons. Gene Ontology annotation, molecular function: zinc ion binding; SUMO ligase activity; ubiquitin-protein transferase activity. Gene Ontology annotation, biological process: double-strand break repair via homologous recombination; protein sumoylation; protein ubiquitination. Gene Ontology annotation, cellular component: nucleus; Smc5-Smc6 complex. The coding region runs from base 134 to 874 and encodes 246 amino acids. The record is from RefSeq and is a predicted model, not a curated record. NCBI's taxonomy places the organism in Eukaryota, Metazoa, Chordata, Mammalia, Perissodactyla, Equidae.